AUGGCGGCGGCGGCGGUGGUGGUAAGCGUUUUUAUUCUAUUUGGAACUAUUAACCUUUGUUGGUAUUCUUGUGGGCUCAGUCAUAGAAAAGAUGGAACAACAAGAACAAUAGAGAGUGAGAAAGUUGAUCAGGUAAGGGACCAAACUCUGAGCCGAAUAAAAAGUAAUAUAGAACUCAUGGUGGCUACAAAUGGUGGGAGAAAGGUGGUUGUUAUUCCGCAUUCAAUGGGUGUUCUUUACUUUCUGCAUUUCAUGAAAUUGGUUGAGGCACCUGCUCCAAUGUGCGGUGGGGGUGGAACACAUUGGUGUGCUGAGCACAUAAAGGCAGUGAUGAAUAUUGGUGGCCCCUUUUUAGGCGUGCCAAAAGCAGUCUCAGGAUUUUUCUCUAAUGAAGCCAGGGAUAUUGCUGCAGCCAGGGCUUACGCUCCGGGUUUUUUGGAUAAGGAUGUUUUUGGUCUUCAAACUCUGCAACAUUUAAUGCGGAUGAGUCGUACAUGGGAUUCAACCAUGUCUAUGAUACCAAAAGGUGGGGAUACAAUCUGGGGUGGCCUUGAUUGGUCACCCGAAGGAAUCUACAAUUGUGGUGCAAAGAAGCCAAAAGACAAUAGUACACACACUGCAAUUCCAAAUGGGAAAGGGGCAUCAAGUUUCACGGAAGGUGUGAACUAUGGGAGAAUUAUAUCGUUUGGGAAAGGUGUGGCUGAGCUUCAUUCCUCCAAAAUUGAGAGGAUUGAUUUCAGGGAUGCUGUUAAUUUUAAUAACCCUGCAAACAACUGUGACAUCUGGACAGAGUACCAAGAAAUGGGUGUCGGGCAUAUUAAAGUUGUUGUGGACUACAAAGUAUCCACAGCUGGAUCAGUUUUGGAUCUGCAUCAUUUUGUUGCUCCCAAGCUUAUGAAACGUGAAGGUGCUCAUUUUUCACAUGGGAUUGCAGAUGAUUUGGAUGAUCCUAAAUACAAACACUGUAAAUAUUGGUCGACCCCCUUAGAAACAAGAUUACCGAAUACUCCUGAGAUGGAGAUAUAUUCUAUGUAUGGAGUUGGAAUGACCACUGAAAGAGCAUAUGUUUACAAGCUAGCUUCUACUACUGAAUGCUCAAUUCCGUUUCAGAUAGAUACCUCGGCAACUGGUGGAAUUGAGAACUCUUGUCUAAAAGAUGGAGUUUUUUCCGUUAAUGGAGACGGGACAGUUCCUGUUUUGAGUGUUGGUUUUAUGUGUGCAAAGGGUUGGCGAGGCAAAACAAGAUUCAAUCCUUCAGGCAUUCAUACUUACAUAAGGGAAUAUAAUCAUGCCCCUCCAGCUAAUCUUCUAGAGGGCCGAGGCACCCAAAGUGGUGCUCAUGUUGAUAUACUGGGGAACUUUGCACUAAUAGAGGGCAUUAUAAGGGUUGCAGCAGGAGCUAAAGGAGAGGACUUGGGAGGAGACCAAAUUCACUCCGAUAUUUUCAAAUGGUCUGAAAAAAUCAACUUGCAUCUAUAGUUGAUAAGGUGAGCACU
Molecule: messenger RNA, 1496 nt
Organism: Hevea brasiliensis (rubber tree)
Lineage: Eukaryota; Viridiplantae; Streptophyta; Magnoliopsida; Malpighiales; Euphorbiaceae
Product: phospholipid:diacylglycerol acyltransferase 1-like
Exons: 5
Coding region: 1-1479 (492 amino acids)
Biological process (GO): lipid metabolic process
Cellular component (GO): cytoplasm
Source: RefSeq, a predicted model, not a curated record